CAUUUUCGCUGUUAGUGUACACUCCGUUGUUGUUUCGAAGUAGUCUUCUUCGUCGAUGUCCGCCAAUUGGUCUGUCGUCGUGUGACUGUGCUUAUUUGUAUCGGUCUUUACCGGGCCGUCGUACUUACCGGCCGAACUUUGUUCAAUCAAAUCAUUUUACCGCGGUCAACAGUUUGUCAACUCACGGAUCGUGCCACCAACAGCGUAAAAGGCAAAAUCGAUUCAUUUUUGGGCACCAAAAAAAAAAAAAAAUCAAACAGAUUGUUUCAUUGUGAAUUUAACUUGAUAAUCAUGCAUGUAGUAAGUUAACGGGUACUCAAUCAUUAUGGAAAAUGGUAUACCUCCUAUGAAAAUUGGAAAUGAAAUUAAUGAUCAACAUCAUGAAGUGAUAAAUAAUCCGCAGGAAUGGACUACCAUGCCUACUCAUGACAUUAUGGUACCCGUUCCAAUAAAAAUCCAACCGUCGAUUGGUAUUUUGGAUCAAAAUAAUCAUCUUAUAAACAAUUCUAGUCCUCAUCCAGGUGUCUUACAUCCCAUCCCUCAUCCAGGUAUCAUACAUCCCAGUCCUCAAACACCACAUGGAGUUCCAAUUCCUGCCGGGGCUUAUAUUGAUUCUGAUAUACCAAUAGAACUUUUACAGCAAGGUUGGAAGAAACACUGGAGUUCACGAGAAAACCGGCCAUAUUUUUGGAAUAAAGGAACUGGUGAAUCAUUUUGGGAACUACCACAUAUACGACAGUUUGAUGCCGCAUCUGAUCCACUGGGGAUAACAAAUAAUGGACAUCAAAGUGAAGCUGUUCCGAUGAUAGUUAAAAAAAGACCUGCCGAAGAAACGGUUAUGGGCCCUAAUAACAAGAAAAUGACUUUAACGGGCCCUUGGGAUCUUGAAAUACCUACAAAUGUAGUUAUUACUGAACGGUCGCCGUUGACAUUUCCACAACCUCAUCCUGAUAUUGAGUUUUAUCGAGGUGCUCUCGUGAACAAGUUGAGGUUAUGUUACCAAGAGUUAUGUCAAUCAAGAGAAAAUGUUAAUCCAUCGAAAGAAUCAUUUAAUCAUUGGCUUAUCGAAAGAAAAGUUAUUGAUACAGGAUCAGACCCUUUAUUACCUUCCCAAUGUUGCCCAGACGUCUCAUUAAGAAUGUACAACGAUAUAAUGAAUGAUAUACCAUUACGAUUAGCUAAACCCAAGUAUACUGCAGAUGCUCGUAAGCAAUUGUCCAUUUAUGCGGAAGCAGCAAAAAAUCUAAUUGAAUCGAGAAAUGCUCUGCAAGAGAGUAGAAAAGUAGUAAAAUGGAACACUGAAGAAACUUUGCAGUGGUUGAGAAAAACAGUGGGUGCCAACUAUACCGAUUUUCAAGAAAGAUUAAAUCAUUUAAAAUCUCAGUGCCAGCCUCAUAUAGCUCAAACAGUUAAAGGAUCUGUUGAAGGAAUUUGCUCUAAGGUAUAUCAUUUGUCGGUUGAGUAUUCCCGUAAAAUUCGUGAAAAAAAUAGUGAACUUUUACGAGCUCAAGGGAUUCCAGAAAUGGCACCUGCUCCUGCAACGUUAACACUACGUAAAGUUUGGUGUUACCCUCUUAAUUUUUUGACACCCGCACCUCGAAUGCCUCCGAUUGACUAUAUGAUUGCUGAAAAGGACCAGAUUCAUUUGCGGUAUUUUGGAGAGAAGCUACACGUCAAUACAAUAUACUUCCAAAAAUUGGAACAGCUCUAUCGAUACAGUUGUUAUGAAGACAAAAAAAUGGAAUAUUUCAUGGGUCGAGUUUGGUGUUUGUUAAAAAGGUACAGUGUCUUCUGUGGAAAUAGCCCAGAAACUCAAGAAUCUGUACCAGUAUCUAUCCUAGAAUCUCUACACAGACAUUUUGGAGUGACCUUUGAAUGUUUUGCGUCGCCUUUAAACUGUUAUUUCCGACAGUAUUGUUCAGCUUUUCCAGACACAGAUGCUUAUUUCGGGUCCAGAGGAUCAUUUUUGGAAUUGAAUGCAGUAAGUGGAUCGUUUAUAAUGAAUCCACCUAUGCUUUGUAAUGAGUUAAUUGAAGCUGCAUUGGAUCACGUUGAACGGUUGCUAUCCGAGUCCAAUGAACCACUUUCUUUUGUUGUUAUGCUGUCUGAAAGUGAAUCAACAUUUAUUAAGAAACUAGACUCAAGUAGUUUUAAAAGACGUGAAGUAGUAAUACCGGCAUAUGAGCAUUACUAUAGGCAUGGUUUUCAGUAUGCUAUCCCAAGGUCAGAGGCUAAUGUACGAUCUCCUACUAGUACAUUAGUCGUUUGGCUACAAAACAAUGCUGGGUGUCAACGAUGGAGCCCUAGCGAAGACAGAGUCGAAGCCUUGUUAGAAGCAUUCAGACCUGGACGAGAACGUGAUCGCGAUCGUCAGGAACUUCUAUCACCUACACCUAAUAGCUCGUCUGGAGCACCUCCUUCUAGCACUACCUCUUCCUCUUCCACGUGCGUAGAUGAUCAGCGAUGUUAUAAUAGGCAUAAUAGUGCCUAAGUACACUUUUAGUAGAUCCCUUAUUCACGUAAACAUAUAUUUAAUUUAUUAUUUAUUACCAAACAGUUUUAUGCUUUUCAUUGACUGUAACUUCUUAAACAAUCGAUGUGAAUCAACAAUUUUUUUUACAAAUUUUUUUUUACAAUUAUUGAUAAUAAAUACUUUUUAAACAAUAUUUUAGAUAGUUAUAUCGUAUCGUUAUUUACAAAAUAUAUAAAUUUUGAUUACAAUGUAAUUAUAUUUAAAAUAAAUUUGUCUAAUUACAUAGACAUUGGAGGAAUAGGUACUUCUAAAAGAGUUUACAUUUGGGCACAAUUUAAUAACAUAAGAGGAAAUUGACAUUUUUGUGCAAUUUAAGUACCAAAUUUAAAUGAUUACUAUAGUAAGAUAAAAAACAUUUUUGUUUUUACAAUUAGUUUAAUUAUUAUACACAAAUCUGUUAUAUUAUUGCAAUUGCAAAAUUUGCUGUCUUAUUUUACAUUGGAUUAUUCGUUAUUUUAGAAGUUUAAGUAAAAUAAGUAUUUUGAAUAAUAUCAAUUGUACUUAAGAAUAAUGCUUGUUUAUGAAUCCAAUAGUUAUGUUGCUCUAAGUGUUUGGACACUUUCUGCCUCAAUACAAAUGUUCAGAGAUGCACAUUUGUCUUAAUUUUAUGUCCACUACCGAACUUUGUACAGUUAGUUAAUUUUGGGUGUUUCAAAGCUAUAUAAAACUAUUUAAAUUGUAGUGUAAAAUUCAUUGUUGAGUUGGUAUAACUUCUCUUUUAAUCUACCUAGUUAUACUGUUUUUUUUCUUUUUUUUACGAGAGAAACACAGAAACCAAAACGUGUUACUCUUGUAUACGUCUUCCCAGAUAAGAGUAAUUCGUUUUGAUUUCAGUGCAGUCCCGUUCUUUCGUAAAAAAAAAGAGUAUAGUUACGUCAUUUGUUUUUUAAACUUUUAAAUGUUAUCCAGCUAUUUGUUAUUCCUUUUACAAAACAUUAAAACUUAUUAUUAAUUAAUUUAAUAAUUUCCAUAUAUUAGGAUAUUAUUGACUUUUUAGCGAUUUAUUUAAUUUUUGAAUUAGUUAUA
Adelges cooleyi (spruce gall adelgid) is the source of this 3559-nucleotide messenger RNA. It is a transcript of the gene Pcif1, whose product is annotated as mRNA (2'-O-methyladenosine-N(6)-)-methyltransferase. Gene Ontology annotation, cellular component: nucleus. The transcript is spliced from 13 exons. The coding region runs from base 326 to 2491 and encodes 721 amino acids. Gene Ontology annotation, molecular function: RNA polymerase II C-terminal domain binding; mRNA (2'-O-methyladenosine-N6-)-methyltransferase activity. The record is from RefSeq and is a predicted model, not a curated record. Lineage: Eukaryota; Metazoa; Arthropoda; Insecta; Hemiptera; Adelgidae.